GUGGUGCAUGAUGGGAGUUUGAUGACACGCCCUAGCAACACAUACGUAAUCAUCGGUUAUGGGAGCAGAUCCGUCAUAACGCAAAUAAAACGGUUCUUAGCGUGUUCAUAUUUUAAAGAACAGACACAAUGCAGGCCGAUGAUGUAAGGUAUUUAAAAAGGAAAGUCAAGGGAGGAAGUCUGGAUGUCCAUCCCACAGAGAAAGCCCUUAUUGUCCAGUAUGAAGUGGAAGCGACUUUUAUGGGAGAAAUGGGAGGCCCGAUGCUUGGGGAACGCAAAGCUUGUCAGAAAAUAGUUCGUCUGAAAAGCCUUACUGCCACCACCGAUAUCGGCUCGCUGGCACGGAAAGUGGUGGAGGAAUGCAAACUCAUUUCACCCUCCAAGCUCCCAGAAGUGGAGCGACUGCUCUUCUACCUGCAGAACCGCAAGUCGACUAUAGAAAUAAAAGAGAAGAAGCAGAUAAAGCCACGGGAUCCAGCUCCUUUUGAAGGCAUGGAGCUGGACGAGGAGGCCAAUAUCAACAGCAUCGAAGACUACGUGGAGCUGCUGUACGAGGACGUUCCAGAGAAAAUCAGAGGAGCUACGCUUAUUCUACAGCUGGCUCGUAAUCCUGACAACCUGGAGGAGCUGCUUCAAAACGAGGCGGCUCUGGGAGCUCUGGCCCGUGUACUGAGGGAGGACUGGAAGCAGAGCGUAGACUUGGCAACCACCAUCAUCUACGUCUUCUUUUGCUUCUCCAGUUUCAUCCAGUUCCACGCACUGAUCACUCACUACAAGAUCGGUACGCUUUGCAUGAACAUCAUGGAGCACGAGUUGAAGAGGUACGACCUGUGGCAGGAGGAGCUGCAGAAGAAGAAGAGAGCUGGGGAGGAAGACCCAGAGAACCAGAAUGUGAAGAAAGAGUAUGAGAAAGCGCUGAAGAAGUACCAUAGUCUGCUGAACAAGCAGGAACAGCUUCUCAGAGUGUCUCUGUAUCUGCUGCUGAACCUGUCUGAGGACACACGCAUAGAGCUGAAGAUGAGGAACAAAAAUAUAGUGCACCUGCUGGUGAAAACACUGGACCGGGAAAGCGAGGAGCUCCUGGUUCUCGUCGUGUCCUUUCUCAAGAAGCUCAGCAUCUUUCUGGAGAACAAGAACGAUAUGGCUGAAACAGACACCGUGGAGAAGUUGGCUAAGCUGGUCCCCUGUGAUCACGAGGAUCUGCUGAAUGUCACUCUGCGUCUCCUCCUCAACCUCUCCUUCGACACAGGCCUCCGCAGCAAGAUGGUGCAGGUGGGCCUACUGCCCAAACUCACUGCCCUGCUAGGAGACGAAGCACAGAACCACUUAGCUAUGCGCGUACUGUACCAUAUUAGCAUAGACGACCGCUUCAAGUCCAUGUUCGCCUACACGGACUGUAUUCCGCAGGUGAUGAAGAUGUUGUUCGAUUGUGGUGAGGAAGGAGUAGACCCGGAGCUCAUCUCCUUCUGCAUCAAUCUGGCGGCCAAUAAGAGAAACGCACAGCUCAUCUGUGAAGGUAAUGGACUGAAGAUGCUGAUGAAGAGAGCAUUCAAGCUGAAGGAUCCACUGAUGAUGAAAAUGAUCAGGAACAUCUCCCAGCAUGAUGGACCCUCCAAAAACCUAUUCAUUGAUUACGUCGGAGACUUUGCAGCUCAGAUCGGUCAGAACGAGGACGAGGAAUUCAUGAUCGAGUGUUUGGGAACGCUGGCGAACUUCACCAUCCCUGAUCUGGACUGGGAGCUGGUGCUUAAAGAAUACAACCUGGUACCCUUCCUGAAAGAGCACCUCAAACCCGGUUCUGCAGAAGAUGACCUCGUGCUGGAGGUGGUGAUAAUGAUCGGCACGGUCUCUAUGGACGACUCCUGCGCCGCCAUGUUAGCCAAAUCAGGCAUCAUCCCUGCUCUUAUAGAGCUGCUCAACGCCCGACAAGAGGACGAUGAAUUCGUUUGUCAAAUCGUGUACGUCUUCUACCAGAUGGUGUUCCACCAGGCCACGCGAGACGUCAUUAUAAAGGAGACCCAAGCUCCAGCCUACCUCAUCGACCUGAUGCACGACAAGAACGCUGAAAUCUGCAAAGUGUGUGACAACACGCUGGAUAUUAUAGCCGAGUACGAUGAAGAGUGGGGGAGGAAGAUCCAAAGCGAGAAGUUCCGUUGGCACAACUCUCAGUGGCUGGAGAUGGUAGAGAAUCGGCAAAUGGACGACGUCGAACCCUACUUGUACGGCGAUGAAGGAGAGCCCUUUUUACAGGGAGCAGACAUUCUGGAGAGACCCGACCUUUUCUACAGCGCAGAUGGAUUAAUCUCUGCAGAUGCUGCCAUCAGUCCAGACUUCUUUACAGAAUUUCAAAAUGGAGAUUACGUCACCUCACACGGUUUCCCUGGCAGCGCUGUCUCGGAAAGAUACGUUCAGGGGCCAGGAGGAGCCGUGCGGCCUGCUACAGCUUACGGCUUCCGUCCAGACGAGCAGCACUUCUACAACUACUCCACAUCACGGUAGAUUAGAACGACUACAAAAUCACCGUCGUCAUAUUUAUUCACGUUCUCUUUCAAAGCUGAGUCGACACUCAUAGCGUCAUUUAUAUUCACUCGGACUCGCGUAACUUGCUGCUUCGACGAUGUGGUUUAAAAGGAUUUCUAGACAUUCUCAAUACGGCGUACAGAUGUAGUCGAUCUCCAGUGUGUUUAUUAUAAGUGGUGUACACUUUUAUAUACUACAUGUACCCACAUAUUUUAUUUCAUUUUUUUUUUAAAUUUGCAUGAAGUAUUAAACACCUUGCUUGUUUUUUAAGGUCCGGUUCAUUGCAGCUAUAGGAAGGUGUUAAUUCUUGGAUUCAUUGCAUGGCAGAGGUUAAGUAGUUUAUUUGCACACUGAACCUACAAUUCAUCCAUCACUGAAUCUCACCCACACUUGAAGGUGGGGUGCACAUUGUUUGAAAGCCAAUGUUGACAUUUUAAAUCACCAAAACAAACACGCCCCUAACCCAAAUGGGUGUCACCCCUGUUUUGAUAGCUCCGCCCCACACAUACAUACGUAACCCAGGCAACUGGAAAGCUGAUCCUAUAUUAACACGGGUCCUGCUUCUUGCCUUAUCGUAAGCCUUUUUUUCCGCUUUCCGUUUUUAUCCGCCAUGUCAGUGUUUCAGUCGCUUUCUGCUAAUGUCAGACAUGCGCACUGAACACUCUCUCCGCCGCAUAUUGACAAGACACGCCCCUUUCUGCUCAUUGGCUACACGUUUGUUUUGUUUGUCGGCCCGACUCAGUUUUCUGAAGCAUUUCACACACAUCGUGCAUCCCACCUUUAAACACUCAGGCGUUUGAGACACUUCCCCAAGUGUGUGCUCGGGAGAAUAUUUGACACUAGCUAAUGUCUUGAGUUUAUUUAUUGAUUUGUAAACGAUAAAGUAGCGAUUGUCUGUCUGUCUUUUUUCCGUCUCAUGACCUGCUGCACGGCAGCUUACGACUGUGCACUGUUUAUUGUUAUUUUGUUCUUCUAAAUGAAAACUUUUGUAUGUGUGAAAUUUUUGUUUCAGAUUAUUUUAUGACAGUUUUAUGUUUUCAUUUCAUUCUUUUUUUUUUUUAAUUUACAUUUUUGGUUUGUUUUUUUUUGGUGCCUGUGGAUUGUGUCUUACUGCUGUUUUAUACAAGAUGCCUGUUAUUUCUGUGGUGCAAUAUUAAAUCAAACGAAUCCGA
Molecule: messenger RNA, 3691 nt
Organism: Tachysurus vachellii
Lineage: Eukaryota; Metazoa; Chordata; Actinopteri; Siluriformes; Bagridae
Gene: kifap3a
Product: kinesin-associated protein 3a
Exons: 20
Coding region: 129-2498 (789 amino acids)
Biological process (GO): microtubule-based movement; cilium organization
Cellular component (GO): axoneme; ciliary transition zone; kinesin II complex
Molecular function (GO): kinesin binding
Source: RefSeq, a predicted model, not a curated record